Camellia sinensis is the source of this 1303-nucleotide messenger RNA. RefSeq lists its product as uncharacterized. NCBI's taxonomy places the organism in Eukaryota, Viridiplantae, Streptophyta, Magnoliopsida, Ericales, Theaceae. The record is from RefSeq and is a predicted model, not a curated record. Gene Ontology annotation, biological process: response to abscisic acid.
GCAUUUGUGGUACAUGCACCAAAAAAGACAUUGUCCAUACUAAUAUAAGAAAUUUUCAUAACAGGGGACACAACAAGGUGGCCAUCAUGUUCAUCUCCAAUACUAGGAAGGGACCAUGAUCAUGAAGAAUAUUACUCCCCCAGCUAUUCCCCCCACAUUCUCCAUAACAACAACAUGAACCUCAACAACAACAAUAACAAGAAGUCUGUUCUCAUGAAAGUCAAAGAAAAAGCUAAGAAAUUGCGACAGAGUCUCAGCAAGAAGAAGCACGACGGCCAUGAAGGCAACUCCACCCCCUCCUGGGGUGUUUCCUUGGAUGACGAUGAAGAUGAUGAAGAUCCGGAAUAUCUUGGUGCCCCAAUGUAUGAAUCAGAGCUAGCACCAGAGACUUACAAAGAGAAGGCGAGGCAGCAUCCGCGAGCAGACCCUGUUGUUUCUGGAAAACAUAUUUUGACAAGCACCACAAAAAAUGAAGUUGAAGUUGAAGUUGAAGUUGCAGUUGAAGUUGAACAAGAAAAACAAAAAGAAAAUGAAAAUGAAAAUGUAAAAGAACAAGCAAAAGAACAAGAACAAGAACAAGCAAAAGAAAAAGAAAAAGUGAAAGAGAAAGAGAAGCCAAUUAGUCCAACUAACAAGACAAUCACUGAAACCAUGACUGAGAAACUCACACCGGCAUACAAUACUGUAGCCGACGCAACUCACACGAUUGCUUCAAAAAUCGCAGGCCUGACUGUUUCAACCACGAAUGAAACAGGCACCGUGGGGGUGUGCCCCGGUAGUAGUGGAAUACAGAAUCUUGGGAGAGUUUCGGAGACUAGAGAGACCGUGACAGGUGGCGGCCUACAAAUGUGGGAUAAAGGUGUUUCGGUGAAGGAGUACUUGAUGCAGAAGCUUGAGCCUGGAGAAGAUGACAGAGCACUUUCACAGGCAAUAACUGAUGCAAUUAGUCCUAGAAAAACUAGGGGUGAAUUGGGCGUGGUAGAGAAGGUGAAAGGGGCAAUGAAUUUGUUGCUUCGCAACGAAGAGUCCUCCCAAUCGACGGUCAGAGCUGCAAAUUUAACAUCAUCCAUUCCUGUUUCUACCAAUGCACAACCGGUUAUUGAGGAAGAAAACCAUGGAAGAAUACUUCAAGCCAACUGAAGCAGAACAUAGUGCAGACAAAGAAAAUGUUUUUCUGGAUUUAGUGUAUUAGGUUAAUUUUAUCUAUAAACUAAUAAAUUCAACUCAAUGAUCAGCAUCAACUGUUGUAAACUUUGUUUUGCUUUGUUACAGUAUUGUAUAUCAGCAAUCAACUGUUUCUUUU